This is a messenger RNA of Puccinia graminis f. sp. tritici CRL 75-36-700-3, 693 nucleotides long. RefSeq lists its product as uncharacterized. NCBI's taxonomy places the organism in Eukaryota, Fungi, Basidiomycota, Pucciniomycetes, Pucciniales, Pucciniaceae. The record is from RefSeq and is a predicted model, not a curated record. Bases 35 to 298 code for a protein of 87 amino acids. The transcript is spliced from 3 exons.
AAAAAAAAAAAGAAACACAGCACUCCCCAAAACGAUGGCACAGGGAUUCAAGAGCAAGAAGACGACGACGACUCCCAAAAACAACCGCCAUAAGGCUCAGCCGGUCAAGAAGGGCGGCCGAAACAUCCCUCCCAACAAACCAGCGGCGGUGACUCAGAAACUGAGGAAAGAGAAAGUAUCAAAGAGUGUGACGGGAGACAUCGAGCAAAUGGUGGUCUCGAAAUCGGUCGGAAAACUGACGAUCAUGAAGCAUCUCAAGGAGGCUGAGAAGACCUCGAAUUCCAAAGCUGCCAAGUAAUCUGGAAGAAGAGACCCAAUCCAUGCCCCACCCCAAUCACUGCCAUCCAAGCUGGGCUCCUUUGUAGACCAGCUAGAACGGCCCUAGUAUCGCCCCAGGAUGGACUCAUCCACACACACACACCCAUCCGUGGACUCGUCUACUCCUCUCAUAAUAUUCUCAUUUCUGAGCUCUUGUCCCCUCUCCAACAGCGUAUACCAAUCGAUUGUACCAAUCGUGUUGCAUCUGCAGGAGUGGAUAAGCUGAGGAAGUCCUUUAGGGAACAGUAGAGGCUGACCGACAUGACUUGCAUUCGAUGAAGAAGGCUCUGCCACUCCCCUUCGGAGGAUUAUUCGGUUGUUCAACGUAUGUACCGGUUAAUCCAACAGAAUAAAAUGAAUCAUCAUCACUCGAGA